UUCUUCCCAAGAGAGAGCUCCACCAAUAACUUCCACCCUUCGGUGAGGAUAAGAGAGUUCUUUGAGAAAGUUUUCUCAAGAGUUGGGCUAGGAAGCUAGAAUAAUUUCCUUGUUUUGGUCGCUCUCUGAAAUUUUCUGUCUUCUCAAAGAAAAAUCUGAUCUUUUGGUUUCUAACAUCGGUGGAAAUCUGUGAUCAGUUUUCUCUAGUAAGUAGUAAGCCAGACUUUCAGAUAAGAGAUUGAUUCUUGAUCCUUUUUUUUUUCUUUUCUAGGUUUCUCUCAGCCAGGUGAGGAUCUGUUUUUCUGAAUCCAUCAGGCUGUUCCCUUCUUUCUAGAUCUUAAAGAGGAUACCUUUUUAAUACCUCUCUCGCUGCUUCUUCUCCUCGAGCCCUCUCUCUGGUUCUUUUGUUUUGUUUAAGAACCAGUUGGGUGUUGCUCUUUGCGAAUUCUGUAGUUCUAAGAAGGAUUUCUUCCAUGGCCGCAGCUAUAGAUAUGUAUAAUAGUAUGUUAGAUGUCUCCUAUGAUAAUCUCCUAAGUAAGGAACUGACGGAAGCACUUGAGCCUUUUAUCAAUGGUGUUUCCUCGUCUCCUUCUGCCUUCUUUCCCUUCUGUGCCCCUUCUUCUACUACCAAAGUCAUCUCCUUUGAUUCCUCCCCUGCUUCUCUCCCUCCCUUCCCCUCUUCUCUUUCUUCUUACCAGUUCUCUUAUCCUUCGCCAAAUCCCAGCUUUGACCGCUCUGUACCAUCAAAUUGGAAUCAGCAUGAUUCGUUGAUCUCAGAUAGUCCGAUCGGGCUCACCCAACUCGGACCUAUCCAGAUCCAACAAAUCCAAGCUCAACUCCACCGCCACCACAACCACCAUCCCCUCGCUCCGCGAUCCCAACCCAUGAAGCUCUCGGCCGAGUCGCCGGCGAAGCCUCCCAAGCUCUACCGCGGCGUCCGUCAGCGUCACUGGGGGAAAUGGGUCGCCGAGAUCCGCCUCCCGAAGAACCGCACCCGCCUCUGGCUCGGCACCUUCGACACCGCUGAAGAAGCCGCCAUGGCGUACGACAAAGCCGCCUUCCGCCUCCGCGGUGAGUUCGCUCGCCUCAACUUUCCCCAUCUCCAACACGGCGGCGGUGCCGGCGGUGAGCUUCACUCCUCCGUGGACGCCAAGCUCGAGGCCAUUUGCGAGAGCCUGGCAAGCUCACAGAAGCAGGGGAGCGCAUCGUCGUUAACGCCAGUUGCCGCCGCUGAGGUGAAGAGCGAGCCGGAGGUGUCGUCGGAGGGGGAGAUAUCAUCGGAGGGCUCCUCCCCUGUUUCAGAAAUGGAGAAUUUGGACUUCACAGAAGUACCUUGGGAUGAAUCGGAGAUGUUUGUGUUGAGGAAGUAUCCCUCUUGGGAGAUUGAUUGGGAUUCUAUAUUGUCCUGAUUGUUUUCAAUUUCUGUUGGUCUGUGAUUUAGUAUGUAUUUGGGUUCCUGCAAAUGGAAUUUUUGACAUUUGCAGGGGGUUAAGUGUAAGAUGGUGGUGUUUUGAUGGGUAGAUCUCUUCCUGGUUUACCGUUUAUUUUUAUUGGUAUUACCAGUGAUGGAGGGUGUUGUUAGUAAUAUCUAUGUUUAGGGUUGUAAUUAUUAAUGAAUUAAUAGUGUGUAUUUGUUUUAUUA
This is a messenger RNA of Dendrobium catenatum, 1642 nucleotides long. Its product is annotated as ethylene-responsive transcription factor RAP2-4. Gene Ontology annotation, molecular function: DNA-binding transcription factor activity; DNA binding. The coding region runs from base 474 to 1409 and encodes 311 amino acids. The transcript has a single exon. Gene Ontology annotation, biological process: regulation of DNA-templated transcription. The record is from RefSeq and is a predicted model, not a curated record. NCBI's taxonomy places the organism in Eukaryota, Viridiplantae, Streptophyta, Magnoliopsida, Asparagales, Orchidaceae.